AUGUCCGCAGUUCUGUGGACCUUCUACGAUGUGGACCUUGUGUGUAAGACUGAGAGAAAGGUGAGCAACGCUAACGUGAGCAGCACGCAAGAUUCGAAGGCAGUGGGAACGCAGGUGGCCACUGCCCCCAGCAGCUCUACAUCAAGUUCCUUCCAACCAUUUCCACCAAUUAACCAGUCAGAGGUCACUUCCUUGGCUCCUAGACCCUGGAACUUCCAGGGAGCUGCUAAUUGGUGCUGGGAAGACUACGCGGGGUCAGGGGAGGGCUCCCAAGGCUUGCUCCAGUCGUCAGGCAGGGGUGUGGCUCCAUUCCACAAUGGCGAGGGCAGGGGGCACCUGAAGGGGCAAAGAAUGAGCUUUGGCCUGCUGGGCAAGGCACGUUACAAGACUGAACUGUGUUGGCCCUUUGAGGAGUGUGGCAACUGCAAGUAUGGUCAGAAGUGCCAGUUUGCUCAUGGCCUCCGAGAGCUGCGCAUCUUGUCGCGGCACCCCAAGUACAAGACCGAGCUGUGCCGUACCUUCCACAGCGUUGGCUUCUGCCCAUAUGGCACACGCUGCCAUUUCAUCCACAACCGGAAAGAGCAGCAGCCGGCGGCGCCUUUUGAGAGCGUCUCAGAGACUCUGCAUCCGGACCUCCCCUGGGAACCGAGGCUCAACCUGAAUUCCAGCCACCCCCAGACCCCGGGAGGUCUCAGGGUGCCGCUGCAGCGCAAAAGCCCACUGUCGGGCACUGGCCCGCCACUGCAGGCCUCCUACACCACAGCCUUGGGCGCCCGGAUGUGCUGCACAGCAGCCCAGGGCGCCACGUGCUUGAUGGCGGCUCCUUAUUCCAACAACGCCUUCACCUUGGGCCCUGAGCUGAGAGGUUUCCUCUCGCCGCUGGCCUGCCAAACCCACAGUUUCGCUGCCUACUAUCAUAACGAGCAGUUGGGCUUUGCUGCAUCGACGGGGUUUCCUGCACCCCUGGCCGUGCCCUUGCUCCCCGCUGUACCGCUACCCAUUGCAGAGUCCCUGCCCACCGCCUCCUUGAUCACCAGGGACACCGACAUCAACAGCAACACCGACAUCAACAGCAACACCGACACCAACGUGGACUCUGAAGAUACAGAUCCCAACCACAAAGCUACUGACACCCCCUCGGCACAGUCCUCGCCCUUCAGCUUCCAGCAGCUGUGUAUCCUGCCUGAGUCUCCAGAGUUCGACAUGCUGUCCGCCCCGCUCGAUUCCUUGCUGGCCUGUGUCAACUCUCUGGGAUACUCCUCCAGCACAGAGAGCCCAAACUUCAACAGCAGCCACCGUCUACCCAUCUUCAGCAGUUUGUGCAUCUCCGAAAAAUGA
Molecule: messenger RNA, 1338 nt
Organism: Nannospalax galili (Upper Galilee mountains blind mole rat)
Lineage: Eukaryota; Metazoa; Chordata; Mammalia; Rodentia; Spalacidae
Product: mRNA decay activator protein ZFP36L2-like
Exons: 1
Coding region: 1-1338 (445 amino acids)
Molecular function (GO): metal ion binding; mRNA binding
Source: RefSeq, a predicted model, not a curated record